AUGUUGUCGCAGCAGAACUUGGCGAAUAUCCUUUGGGCCUUCGCCAAGGUUGCAGCUCAGCCACCCGCCAGAGCUGCGCAAGCCGUGGCGGAAGAUGCGCUGCAUUCCAUGCAGGCCUGGAGCGCGCUGAACAUCGCCAACCUCAGCUGGGCCUUCGCGAAGCUGCAGCUGCGCCACCCGCGGCUCUUCGAUGCCGCGGAACAAGAGUGCGAGCAGAAGCUUCGGCACUUCUCCCCGCAGAACUUGGUGAACAUGGCCUGGGCCUUUGCCAAGGUGUCCCUGGCACGGCGCCGCUUCUUCGAGCUCCUGGGCCGCCGGGGGGCGGAGCUGGCGGGGGACUUCAACGGUCAGAACUGCUCCAACGCGGUCUGGGCUUUUGCUUCGGUGUCCUUUGUCAGCCAGGAGCUUUUGGACGCCACCUCCCGGCGCGCUGUGCAUUUGGCCCCGGACUUGUGCGCCCAGGAUCUAGCGAAUCUGUCCUGGGCCUUCGCAAAGCUGAGCCGGCGGGACGGGGCCCUGGAGGAGACCAUCGCCUCGCAGGUGGUGCAGAAGGUGCACAGCUGCUCUCCGCAGCAUUUGUCCAUCAUCGUGUACUCCUUUGCUCAGAUGCUGGCUGCAGGACUGCCACAAUCCAUGCCUCGGACGAUUGCUGAGGACCCCAGGCUGCGACACCUGUCCAGUAUCCCGGCAGCACCGUCCGCCAACUCCAUGGUGGAGGUGAUCCUCACCGCAGCCCUGCAGCGCGUGAGGGAGUUCGACGCGCAGGGGCUCACGAACCUGGCCCAGAGCCUGGCCAAGCUGGAGAUGAUCAAGGAUAACUUGCUCGAGGCCUUGGUGGAGGAGGCGGGGCCCAAGGUGAAGACAUUUACGAACCAGGAGCUGGCGAUGCUGGCCUGGGCCUGUGCUCGCCUGGGCCGAUUCCGCAGCUCCGUGCUGCGGCUCGUGGCCAAGGAGACGAAAGCGCGGCUGGCGGAGCUUACCGCCCAGGAUCUGAGCGUGCUGGUGUGGUCCUUUGCCCGCGGCGAGGACGAAGAAGCUACCCCCGCGCCAGGACGAAAGCAGGACAAAGGCCGAAAGGAUGCAGCUCUGGGCGCGGCCAUGCUGAACACGCUGGGCUCUACAGUGAUGCGCUUGAUCCACGAGCUCACGCCUCAAGACCUCUCCACCAUCGUCUGGGGCUACGCCACCGCGGGGGUGGAGUGCCCGGACCUCAUCGAGGCCGUGGCAGAUGAGGCGGUGGGCAAGGUGGCCAGCUUCGCGCCCCAGGACAUGGCAAAUGUCACCUGGGGUUUGGCGAAGAUGGGCCUGUUGCACGAAGAGCUUUUGGAGGUGCUUUCCAGGGACUUUGUGGCCCGUGCAUCCGAAUGCCAGGCGCAGCACCUGUCCAUCGCCGCCUGGUCCUUCGCCAAGCUGGGCGCCAGCGCUCCGCAGCUCUUCCGGGCGCUGGGCAAGGCCUUGGCCCAAAGGGCGGAGGAGCUGGAUCCGCAAGGUGUUGGCAACAGUCUCUGGGCCUUUGGCGUGCUGUGCUUCUGGCACCAUCCCUUCGUGCAGGCAGUGGGUGGCCGUGCUGUGGCCGAUGCCAGCGAGCUCACCGUCCAGGAGAUCGCCAACGUCGCCUUCGGCCUGCGGACGCUGCUCUCGUGGCGGAGGCAAAGCAAAGAUCCUGGCGCGCAAGCGGAAGCGGACGACCUGGCGAAGCUUCUCAUGGACUUCCUGGCGGCUUCCGGCGGCUUCUUCUGCCGCAAAGCGAGCGGCGACGGGGCCAGCUGGACGGACUUCGCCAACGUGGCGGCGGCCGCGGCCAAGGAGGAGGUGGCGCACAUGGGGCGCUAA
Messenger RNA from Effrenium voratum, 1833 nucleotides. NCBI's taxonomy places the organism in Eukaryota, Dinophyceae, Suessiales, Symbiodiniaceae. The record is from the annotation of a GenBank genome assembly.